CGCCCGUUGUUACGGGGUAAGUGCUGAAAUUCAAAGCAUAAUGAUAUAAAAAAACUUUUUUUCUUGUGUUAACCCGUUUGUAGUUAGUAGUGUUCUUGAGUGAUGCUUCGGGGUGUUCGGAGUGUUGCCUUGUCCUCAGUGAGCUGACCCCACGCAUCGCUACUUUGAGGCUUGAUGUGGGGAAGUUUGGUGAGCGACCUCAGCGUUUGACAAGGGAGGCUAUGAGGAAUUACUUGAAGGACAAAAAUGAUCAAACUGUGAUCAUACUACAUGCAAAAGUUGCACAAAAGUCCUACGGCAAUGAAAAAAGGUUUUUCUGCCCUCCACCAUGUGUGUACCUGAUGGGAAGUGGCUGGAAGAAAAAGUUGGAGAAUAUGGCGAAGGAGGGGUGCACGGAGCAGGAGUCCCAGCCAUGUGCAUUCAUCGGGAUAGGCAACAGCGAGCAGGAGAUGCAGCAACUCAAUCUGGAGGGAAAGCACUUCUGCACAGCUAAGACUCUGUACAUCAGUGACUCGGACAAAAGGAAACACUUCAUGCUGUCUGUGAAGAUGUUGUACGGGAACAGCGACAACAUAGGAGUCUUCCUCAGCAAGAGGAUCAAGGUCAUCUCCAAGCCCUCCAAGAAGAAACAGUCCUUGAAAAAUGCAGAUUUGUGUAUAGCUUCAGGGACUAAGGUGGCGUUGUUUAACCGCCUGCGUUCCCAGACAGUCAGUACCAGGUAUCUUCAUGUGGAGGGGGGGAACUUUCUCGCCAGCUCCCAGCAGUGGGGAGCCUUCUUCAUCCACCUCUUGGACGAGGAGGAGUCUGAGGGAGAGGAGUUUGCUGUGAGAGACGGCUAUAUUCACUAUGGCCAGACAGUCAAACUGGUCUGUUCUGUCACUGGCAUGGCCCUGCCGAGACUGGUCAUUCGUAAAGUAGACAAGCAGACUGCAUUAAUGGACGCAGAUGACCCGGUGUCCCAGCUUCACAAGUGUGCCUUCUACCUGAAAGAUACAGACAAAAUGUAUCUCUGUCUCUCGCAGGAGAGGAUCAUCCAGUUUCAGGCCACACAGUGCUCCAAAGAGACGAACAAGGAGAAUGUAAACGAUGGGGCUUCCUGGACUAUCAUUAGCACUGACAAGGCAGAGUACACCUUUUACGAGGGAAUGGGACCGGUCCCAACACCGGUCACACCUGUCCCUGUGGUGGAGACUUUGCAGUUAAACGGGGGAGGAGAUGUGGCGAUGUUGGAGCUGACCGGACAGAACUUCACCCCCAAGCUCAGAGUGUGGUUUGGAGAUGUGGAGGCUGACACCAUGUACAGAUGUGGAGAGAGCGUCCUGUGUGUGGUGCCGGACAUUUCUGCCUUCAGGGAGGGCUGGCGCUGGGUGAGACAGCCGGUACAAGUCCCUGUCACACUAGUCCGCAACGAUGGAGUCAUCUACUCCACCGCCCUCACCUUCACCUACACCCCUGAGCCUGGGCCCAGACCCCACUGCGGUGCUGCUGGGGCCAUUCUGCGGACACAUAGCACCUCUUCAUCAUCACCAGCAUCUUCAUCUUCCCCUUCAUCCUCGUUGGGGGGGCUCGGGGACGGCCAUGGGGCUUACAACAGUAGUGACUCAGGCAUUUCGUCAGGGGCGUCCACCAUGUCGCUACUGUCAUAGUCAAUCUGUCUGUGCUUUGAACGGCUGAGAGAGAACGUGUGCAUAUGCUUUUGAGCCAGACAAGCUCAUGGACCUGUGAAGAAAUGCACACAGACUCACAAACUCUUCAUCAGAGAGCAACUGUGAUCAUCGGGAAUGCUAAAGAAAAGUUGGAUAAAAAAAGCAAGGACAAAGAGAAGACUGAAUUCUCUCUUUAGCUCCCUCUACUGGUUUGUUUUGGACAUUUCAAAAGCGACACUUAAAGGACCUCGAUAUUCAAGAUGUUCAGCUAAGAGAAGGAAAAUGCCCCAUGUAACGCUCACAACAACCGGAUUUGUACAAGAAACAAUAAUUUAGUUUUUUUUUUACGCCUGUGGGAAGCUGUUUCAUCUGUGCUCUCUUUCUACUGAGAUCACGUUUUUGCUGAACAGGUCUUGUUGAUUCAUCUGCUGUGUGCAAAGGAAACAUUUGUUGUAAGAGUAACAUAGUUUUUACGGACCAAGGAAUAUUAUAUUAUUUUAUUCAUAUUAUAUUUUAUAAGCUUUUGCCGAGGUACAUUUGACUUUUUUUAUUUUAUGAUACUGCAUAGUAAGUUCACUUUUGUUACCAAAUAGAUAUUUUUUCAUGUUGACUCCUUUUUGAGUUUUAUCUAAAUCUUUAGGUCACUAAGUUCAAAAACCUUCCCCAACUUUUUAUAACAGAUGUCAUUUUUGAUAAGUAGUGUAUGUAAGUCAGUGUAUUCUGGGAAACCUGUGCUUCCAAUCUGCGUGCUGUUUUUGUAUCAGAGUGCUUCAACUCGAGUCUAAACAUAAUCAGUUCUCUUUCUAUUAUAGCUAUCACACAGCAGUACGUCUUCAUGUACAGUUGAGAAUCCUUUGAACAAAGUACAGAGUUUACGUUAAGUCAAAGAACAAAGAAAAGAGGUCAAAAGUAUUAUCUCACUAGUCAUGUUACAGAUGUAUUUCUUCGCAUCGGCCCGCCCUUACAUUUUCUUUUGAGUUUGUGCUUAAGGCCCGGACACACCAAGCAGUCACCAGAGAACUUGCCGAUGCCGACUGUUGCGUCGCCGUGUUCUCCUGCGUCUUGGCCAUGUGUGGCCAAGACUUCAGCCGAGCACGUACGAACUUCAACAUGUUGAAUCGGCCAUGCGUCAGCCAUGAAAGGCCAAAUAAGGCGUGUCACGGCCGACGGUGCGGGACACACCAAAUUGAGUUUGGGCGACAGGGCACGCUUCGUCGUCCGACUAACGAAAACGGCCGAUUUCGGCCUGGCCUUUAUGUGUUGGAAGAAGAGCUUUAACAUUGUUGCUUGGUAUCCCUGUCUUCACACAUGCACCAAACGUAGCCAUUGCACUUCGUUGAACCUGGUUUUGUGAAAUAUGGCAUCUGACUGCAAAAGCACUAAAACUCAAUUUAAUACCAUCAGAAUUGGUUGAGUUUUUGGAAAUGACAUGAACAGAGUUAAAAACCUAUCUUGUUCAGUCGGUUGAAUACAAAAUGACUUUGAACUGACUUACUGAAGUACUUAGGAAUGAUGAGAUGCCCUUGCCUUAAAAAAAAACCUACCUACACAAUUUGUUUUGCCUAAAGUUCUCACACAAAACCCUGAUUUGUAUCGGGCUUUUUUGUCAUACUGUUCCAAAAUUCAAGUAAAGUUGAAGUACAUUUGGAAGGUUGACCAGCUCACUGUCAGUUUUCGUGACACAGCUGUAGCUCUUUGCAUGUUGUUUUAAGCUUGCCUAAGAAGUACAUUUAUGGUUGUACAACAAACUCCUUUGUUGUACCAUCAAGUCCCAGCUGAACACAAAUCUCCAUUUAUUUUCGUGCUCUCUCUAAACAACAGUCAGCUUGAUGGACCAUCUCUUGCUUCAGUUACAUCACAAACUUGUUUAUUCUUUUAUUGCAAUGUGGUCACACUUGAUACAAUCUCUGCUCAUUCCAAAUGAUUGAAUCUUUGGUCACCGGAUCCUUGUUCGUUUUCCCCCUACUGUGCCUUAUGCUAAUGUUUCUGGCAGUCAAGUCUCCAUGUUCUAUCUACAAGGCCAGGUGUGAUGUAAGUCAGUCCUGGCAUAAGGUCAACUGUGAACUAGCAUGGUAAAUCAACAGUAACAUGUUACACUGGCAGCUUUAUGAGUAUUUCCAUGGCUUUUUCGUUUAUUGAAUAAGUGUCUUUACUCUAAUCCUUCUUUUGAUGUCCACUGCUCUUUCCCUAUAUGAUCAUCCCACCAUAGUUUUAGUCUGGCGUGUUAGUCUUUCAUAAGUAAAUCAAUCUGGCAAGGUUUCUUAGUAAAAGGUCAUGAAUAAAAACAAGCUGAAGCUGAAUAUCA
Messenger RNA from Gymnodraco acuticeps, 3951 nucleotides. Its product is annotated as recombining binding protein suppressor of hairless-like. Gene Ontology annotation, molecular function: DNA-binding transcription activator activity, RNA polymerase II-specific; RNA polymerase II cis-regulatory region sequence-specific DNA binding. The transcript has 11 exons. Gene Ontology annotation, biological process: regulation of transcription by RNA polymerase II; Notch signaling pathway. The record is from RefSeq and is a predicted model, not a curated record. Lineage: Eukaryota; Metazoa; Chordata; Actinopteri; Perciformes; Bathydraconidae. Gene Ontology annotation, cellular component: MAML1-RBP-Jkappa- ICN1 complex; nucleus. The coding region runs from base 222 to 1646 and encodes 474 amino acids.